Spinacia oleracea (spinach) is the source of this 933-nucleotide messenger RNA. RefSeq lists its product as uncharacterized. NCBI's taxonomy places the organism in Eukaryota, Viridiplantae, Streptophyta, Magnoliopsida, Caryophyllales, Amaranthaceae. The transcript has 2 exons. The coding region runs from base 1 to 933 and encodes 310 amino acids. The record is from RefSeq and is a predicted model, not a curated record.
AUGAUUGGGAAUGUUAACUCUGUUCUCAUGAACAUUUGUGUUUACUGGGGACAGAUUUUCCUUCUCCCUAAGAGAAUUACACAAAAGAUUACUGCUAUCUGCAGGUCCUUUUUAUGGUUUGGUACUUAUGAUGAGAGCAGGCCUGGCAGUGUUGUUUGGGACCAUCUGUGUAACCACAAAGACCAAGGUGGGUUGGGUUUUAGGAACAUCUCUCUUUGGAAUCAAGCUGCUGUUGGGAAGCUGGCUUGGGCAAUCAGUCAGAAGCAGGACAAUCUUUGGUUCACUCCCACUCUAGCUGCCAGUAGUGCUAUCAGAUACAUUUGCAAGGUGAAAAACAGUAUUACUGAAGCUCUUGCUUCCACUCAGUGGUUGACUGAUCCCAAUUAUUCUAUUAAGAACAUCUAUGGUGGAUUAUGUACUCAACAACCAAAAGUACAUUGGCACAGAUUUGUUUGGAAUAGAUUUUCAGUUCCAAAGCACAGGUUCACUCUUUGGUUGGCCCUCCUAGACAGACUGAAAACUAGGGCAAGGUUAUUUAAGAUUGGUGUGGGGGAUGAUCCCAGUUGUGCUAUUUGUGGCUCAGUUGUGGAAACCUGUUCCCAUCUGUUCUUUGAAUGCACAUUCAGCACUGACUGUUUACAGUUGGUUCUGAAUUGGCUUGGUUAUACUGUGACCAAGACUAAUCUUACUCAAGUCUUUAUGUGGGUAAGGAGGUACCGUAAGAAAGAGUUCAGAAGGAAGGUCAUCUUCACUGCUUUGGCUGGUCUUGUCUAUCAGAUUUGGAAGGCAAGGAAUGAUGCUGUGUGGAAUCAUCAUGUCCCUACUAAACAGUUUAUCUUGAAGACUAUCCAGUUUGACACUAGGCAUAGGAUUCAAAACUUGCUAGGGAAAACUGUUAGCAGAAUAGACCAUGAUUGGUUUAGGGCCUUGUGA